AUGUGUGAUGAGGAUAUUCAGAGAAUUAAAGAUGUUAGUGGAUUUCAAACUGGCAGAUUGCCCUUCAAGUACAUGGGGGUUCCUAUUGCCACUGAUAAACUGAAGACUAGUGAUUGCCAAGCUAUGAUUGACAAAAUGAUCACUAGGAUCAAAGUCUGGAGCACCAGAAACAUGUCCUUUGCUGCAAGGUGUCAAUUGGUUAACAGUGUGUUGAUGAGUAUACACACUUAUUGGGGGCAACUGUUUCUCAUUCCAAGGAGUGUGCUACUUGAAGUUAAUAUAAUCUGCAGGUGCUUCUUAUGGAAUGGUUCUCACAAUGACACUAAACCUGGCUCUGUGAAGUGGGAUACUUUAUGUAAGCCCAAGGCUGCUGGGGGGCUUGGUUUGAGGAGUACUAUGAUUUGGAACCUUGCUGUAGUGGGGAAUCUUGCUUGGUGCAUAGCAAAAAAGCAAGAUAAUAUGUGGGUUAAAUGGGUUAAUGAAAUAUACAUCAAGGAGCAACGGUGGAGUAGUUAUGCUGCUCCUACUACUGUCAGCUGGGCUUGGAAAUAUAUUUGCCAAGCUAAGGAUGAGAUGAGUGUGAAGCUUGGAGGUGACCAGUGGCUACAAGAUAAUAAGUUUAGCAUCAAGAAGUACUAUACAACACUUAAUGGCAGUGACUUAAGAGUUCAAUGGAGUGUUUAUCAUGUUGAAUCAGUGCAUCAUCUGUUGUUUAAGUGUCAUUACAACAGCCAGUGUAUGGAGCAGGUUAUGUGUUGGCUGGGUGUUUCAUGGAAUGCUAGGAAUGUGCACCAGAUGUGUAGGUGGAUUAGAGGAAGAUACAGAGGUUCCAGCCUUCAGAAGAAAGUGGUGCUUGCUGCUCUAGCUGCUAUUGUGUACACUAUCUGGAGAGUUCGAAAUUCAGCUCACUGGGAUGGUGCUAUUGUAACUAGUAGCAAAUCUGUUCUGGACAUAAAGCAUAGUGUGAAAGGCAGAAUCCUACAGCUUUUGAGUGUUAAAGUUAAGGAUAAAGAUAGAAUGUGGAUUGAGAAUGUUUAA
Molecule: messenger RNA, 1038 nt
Organism: Beta vulgaris subsp. vulgaris (sugar beet)
Lineage: Eukaryota; Viridiplantae; Streptophyta; Magnoliopsida; Caryophyllales; Amaranthaceae
Exons: 2
Coding region: 1-1038 (345 amino acids)
Source: RefSeq, a predicted model, not a curated record